AUGAUUACAGUCACACUAUCACCUUCACACCACAACCACUGUAUUAGCCUUGCAACAGCCACAUUGCAGUAUUUCAGUACAACCACCAUUUGCAACCAAAGUAGCAACAUCACAUCACAACCACUGCAACCGCCGUAUCAGCAACAUCACAUACUGGAACUAUCUCUUCAACAGCACCAGCGCACCAGCAACAUCACACUACAAUCACUACAGCAGCAACAUAACAUUGCAACCACCACCCAAGCAACAUCAUAUUGCAACCACCACUCAAGCAACACCACACUGCAACCACCACUCAUGCAACAUCACAUUGAAACCACCACCAAAGCAACAUCACACUGCAACCACCACCCAAGCAACAUAACACUGCAACCACCACCAAAGCAACAUCACACUGCAACCACCACCAAAGCAACAUCACACUGCAACCACCACCCAUACAGCAUCACACUGCAACCACCACCAAAGCAACAUCACACUGCAACCUCCACCAAAGCAACAUCACACUGCAACCACCACCAAAGCAACAUCACACUGCAACCCACCACCAAAGCAACAUCACACUGCAACCACCACCAAAGCAACAUCACACUGCAACCACCACCCAUGCAGCAUCACACUACAACCACCACCGAAGCAACAUCACACUGCAACCACCACCAAAGCAAAAUCACACUGCAACCUCCACCAAGCAACAUCACACUGCAACCAACACCCAUGCAGCAUCACACUGCAACCACCACCCAUGCAGCAUCACACUGCAACCACCACCAAAGCAACAUCACACUGCAACCACCACCAAAGCAACAUCACACUGCAACCACCACCCAAGCAACAUCACACUGCAACCACCACCAAAGCAACAUCACACUGCAACCACCACCCAAAGCAACAUCACACUGCAACCACCACCAAAGCAACAUCACACUGCAACCACCACCAAAGCAACAUCACACUGCAACCACCACCGAAGCAACAUCACACUGCAACCACCACCCAAGCAACAUAACACUGCAACCACCACCAAAGCAACAUCACACUGCAACCACCACCCAUGCAGCAUCACACUGCAACCACCACCCAAGCAACAUCACACUACAACCACCACCGAAGCAGCAUCACACUGCAACCACCACCAAAGCAACAUCACACUGCAACCUCCACCAAAGCAACAUCACACUGCAACCUCCACCAACGCAGCAUCACACUGCAACCACCACAUCCUGUUAA
Molecule: messenger RNA, 1230 nt
Organism: Penaeus monodon (black tiger shrimp)
Lineage: Eukaryota; Metazoa; Arthropoda; Malacostraca; Decapoda; Penaeidae
Product: histidine-rich glycoprotein-like
Exons: 2
Coding region: 1-1230 (409 amino acids)
Source: RefSeq, a predicted model, not a curated record